AUGACAGGAGCUGGGGAGCGGAGGAGGGAGGAGCCGCGGAGAGCUGGGCUGUGGAGCAGCGAGAGCGGAGCGGGGCGCGGAGUGCGGGCGGCUGGGAGCGCGCUACAGCGGGGGAGAGGCGCUGCUGCACGGCCGGCCAUAGGACCACCUCCCCGGGAAAAUAGGGGCUCUUUAUGGCAUGUGGCUGGUAACUUUCCUCCUGCUCCUGGACUCUUUACACAAAGCCCGCCCUGAAGAUGUCGGCACCAGCCUCUACUUUGUGAAUGACUCCUUGCAGCAGGUGACCUUCUCCAGUUCUGUGGGGGUCGUGGUGCCCUGCCCGGCCACAGGCUCCCCCAGUGCCGUCCUUCGAUGGUACCUUGCCACAGGUGAUGACAUCUAUGAUGUGCCACACAUCCGGCAUGUCCAUGCCAAUGGGACGCUGCAGCUCUACCCUUUUUCGCCCUCUGCCUUCAAUAGCUUUAUCCACGACAAUGAUUACUUCUGUACCGCAGAAAAUGCUGCGGGGAAAAUCCGGAGUCCCAACAUCCGGGUUAAAGCAGUUUUCAGGGAACCCUACACCGUCCGGGUGGAGGAUCAAAGGUCAAUGCGUGGAAACGUGGCCGUCUUCAAGUGCCUCAUCCCCUCUUCAGUGCAGGAAUAUGUUAGCGUUGUGUCCUGGGAGAAAGACACAGUCUCCAUCAUCCCAGAAAAUAGGUUUUUUAUUACUUUCCAUGGUGGGCUGUAUAUCUCAGAUGUGCAGAAGGAGGACGCCCUGUCUACAUACCGCUGCAUCACCAAACACAAGUACAGUGGUGAGACCCGCCAAAGUAACGGGGCCCGACUCUCUGUGUCAGACCCAGCUGAGUCAACUCCCACCAUCCUCGACAGCUUCCACUCCAGGGAAGUGAGAGCGGGCCAGACAGUGGAGUUGCCCUGCACUGCCUCAGGCUACCCUGCCCCAGCAAUCAGGUGGCUCAAGGAUGGGCGGCCCCUCCCCACGGACAGCCGCUGGACCAAGCGCAUCACAGGACUGACCAUUAGUGACCUGCGGGCUGAAGACAGCGGCACCUACAUCUGCGAGGUCACCAAUACCUUUGGCUCAGCUGAAGCCACAGGCACCCUCACAGUCAUUGACCCCCUCCAUGUGACCCUGACGCCAAAGCAGCUGAAGACAGGCAUCGGCAGCACCGUCAUCCUGUCCUGUGCCCUGACUGGCCCCCCGGAGCUCACCAUCCGCUGGUACCGCAACACCGAGCUGGUGGUGCCAGAUGAGACCAUCUCUAUCCGCGGGCUCAGCAACGAGACCCUCCUCAUCACCUCCGCCCAGAAAAGCCACUCCGGGGCUUACCAGUGCUUCGCCACUCGCAAAGCCCAGACGGCCCAGGACUUCGCCAUCAUUGUUCUGGAGGAUGGGACACCCCGCAUCAUCUCCUCCUUCAGCGAGAAGGUGGUAAACCCUGGGGAGCAGUUCUCACUGAUGUGUGCAGCUAAAGGCGCCCCACCUCCCACCGUCACCUGGGCCCUGGACGAUGAGCCGAUCCAGCGGGAUGGCGGGCACCGCACCAACCAGUACACCAUGUCAGACGGCACGACCAUCAGCCACAUGAAUGUCACGGCCCCCCAGAUCCGAGAUGGGGGUGUCUACCGAUGCGCUGCACGGAACUCAGUGGGCAGUGCUGAAUACCAAGCGCGAAUAAACGUAAGAGGACCCCCAAGUAUCCGAGCAAUGAAGAACAUCACAGCAGUGGCAGGUCGGGACACACUUAUCAACUGCAGGGUCAUUGGCUAUCCCUACUACUCCAUCAAGUGGUACAAAGACACCUUGCUGCUGCCUGACAACCACCGCCAGGUGGUCUUUGAGAAUGGAACCCUCAAAUUGAUGGAUGUCCAGAAGGGCAUGGAUGAAGGGGAAUACCUCUGCAGCGUUCUCAUCCAGCCUCAGCUGUCCAUCAGCCAGAGUGUCCACGUUGCAGUAAAAGUUCCCCCGCUGAUUCAACCCUUCGAGUUUCCUCCUGCGUCCAUCGGACAGCUCCUCUACAUCCCCUGUGUGGUCUCCUCUGGAGACAUGCCCAUCCGGAUCACCUGGAGGAAAGAUGGGCAAGUAAUCAUCUCUGGCUCAGGGGUGACCAUCGAGAGCAAGGAAUUCAUGAGUUCUCUCCAGAUCUCCAGUGUCUCCCUCAAACAUAAUGGAAACUACACCUGCAUUGCCAGCAACGAUGCUGCCACAGUCAGCCGUGAACGGCAGUUGAUUGUGCGAGUCCCACCUCGAUUUGUGGUACAGCCCAACAAUCAGGAUGGUAUUUAUGGCAAAGCUGGAGUGCUGAACUGCUCCGUAGAUGGCUACCCACCACCCAAAGUCAUGUGGAAGCAUGCCAAAGGUAGCGGGAACCCCCAGCAGUAUCACCCUGUCCCACUCACAGGCCGCAUCCAGAUCCUUCCCAAUAGCUCCCUACUUAUCCGACAUGUGCUGGAGGAAGACAUCGGCUAUUACCUCUGCCAGGCCAGCAAUGGCGUGGGCACUGACAUCAGCAAGUCCAUGUUCCUCACCGUCAAGAUACCAGCCAUGAUCACCUCACACCCUAAUACUACCAUUGCCAUCAAGGGCCACACAAAGGAACUGAACUGCACUGCACGUGGCGAGCGUCCCAUCAUCAUCCGUUGGGAGAAGGGGGACACGGUCAUUGAUCCGGACCGAGUCAUGAGAUAUGCCAUUACCACCAAGGACAAUGGGGAUGAGGUUAUCUCUACUCUUAAGCUGAAGCCAGCUGACCGUGGGGACUCCGUGUUCUUCAGUUGCCAUGCCAUCAACUCCUAUGGGGAGGACCGGGGUCUGAUCCAACUCACUGUGCAAGAGCCCCCAGAUCCUCCUGAGCUAGAGAUCCGGGAAGUGAAGGCCCGGAGCAUGAACCUGCGCUGGACUCAGAGAUUUGAUGGGAACAGUAUCAUCACCGGCUUUGACAUUGAAUAUAAAAACAAAUCUGAUUCUUGGGAUUUCAAGCAAUCCACUAGAAACAUCUCACCCACCAUCAACCAGGCAAACAUUGUGGACCUGCAUCCUGCCUCUGUUUACAGCAUCCGCAUGUAUUCCUUCAACAAGAUUGGCCGCAGUGAGCCCAGCAAGGAGCUCACCAUAAGCACAGAGGAAGCUGCUCCUGAUGGACCACCCAUGGAUGUCACCUUGCAACCUGUGACCUCACAGAGCAUCCAGGUAACCUGGAAGGCUCCCAAGAAGGAGCUCCAGAACGGCGUGAUCCGUGGCUACCAGAUCGGUUACCGGGAGAACAGUCCAGGCAGCAAUGGGCAAUACAGCAUCGUGGAGAUGAAGGCCACUGGGGACAGUGAGGUCUACACCCUGGACAACCUGAAGAAGUUUGCUCAAUAUGGGGUGGUGGUCCAGGCCUUCAACCGGGCAGGGACGGGCCCCUCAUCCAGCGAAAUCAAUGCCACCACACUAGAGGAUGUGCCCAGCCAGCCUCCUGAGAAUGUCCGAGCCCUGUCCAUCACUUCUGAUGUUGCUGUCAUUUCCUGGUCAGAGCCACCACGAAGCACCCUUAAUGGUGUCCUAAAGGGGUACCGGGUCAUCUUUUGGUCUCUCUACAUGGAUGGGGUUCCAGGUCCCCCUGCCGGUAUCAAAGCCGUCCCUUCAUCGGCCAGCAGUGUGGUCGUGUCCUGGCUACCUCCUGCCAAACCUAACGGGGUGAUCCGAAAGUACACCAUCUUCUGCUCGAGUCCUGGGUCUGGACAGCCGGCCCCCAGCGAAUACGAGACAAGUCCUGAGCAGCUCUUCUACAGGAUUGCUCAUUUAAACAGAGGGCAGCAGUACAUGCUGUGGGUAGCGGCUGUCACCUCCGCCGGCCGGGGGAACAUCAGCGAGAAGGUCACCAUCGAGCCAGCUGGAAAAGCUCCUGCCAAAAUCAUCUCAUUUGGAGGCACUGUGACCACACCCUGGAUGAAAGAUGUCCGGCUACCCUGUACCUCAGUGGGGGAACCUGUCCCAGCCAUCAAAUGGACAAAGGACAGUGAGGACUCUGCCAUUGCUGUGACUGUUGAUGGGCAUCGGCUCAUCCAAACCAAUGGGACACUGGUGCUACGCUCGGUAAAGGCCGAGGACUCUGGUUACUACACCUGUACUGCCACCAAUACCUGGGGCUUUGAUACCAUCAUCAUCAACCUGCUGGUACAAGUACCUCCCGAUCAGCCCCGACUGACUGUGUCUAAGACCUCAGCUUCCUCUAUCACUCUGGCCUGGAUCCCAGGGGACAAUGGUGGCAGCUCCAUUCGAGGUUUUGUGCUACAGUACUCUGUGGACAACAGUGAGGAGUGGAAGGAUGUAUUCAUAAGCUCCAGCGAGCGCUCCUUCAAACUGGACAGUCUCAAGUGUGGCACCUGGUAUAAGGUGAAGCUGGCGGCCAAGAACAGUGUGGGUGCGGGUCGCAUCAGCGAAAUCAUCGAAGCCAAGACCCACGGGCGGGAACCGUCCUUCAGCAAAGACCAGCACCUCUUCACCCACAUCAACUCCACGCACGCCCGACUCAACCUGCAGGGCUGGAGCAGUGGGGGCUGCCCCAUCACGUCCAUCCUGCUGGAGUACAGGCCCAAGGGCACGUGGGCCUGGCAGGGCCUGCGGGCCAACAGCUCCGGGGAGGUGUUCCUGGCAGAACUUCGAGAGGCCACCUGGUACGAGCUGCGCAUGAGGGCCUGCAACAGUGCAGGCUGCGGCAAUGAGACCACUCAGUUCGCCACGCUGGACUAUGAUGGAAGCACCAUCCCACCCAUCAAGUCAGCCCAGGGAGAGGGGGAUGAUGUGAAGAAGCUUUUUUCCAUCGCCUGCCCCGUCAUCCUGGCCACCCUAGGGGUGGCCCUGCUCAUCAUCAUUCGCAAGAAAAGGAAGGAGAAAAGACUGAAGAGACUCAGAGAUGCCAAGAGUUUAGCAGAAAUGUUGAUAAGCAAGAGCAAUCGAAGCUUGGACACGCCUGUGAAAGGGCCACCCCAAGGUCCUCGGCUCCACAUUGACAUCCCCCGGGUCCAGCUGCUGAUUGAAGACAAGGAGGGUAUCAAACAGCUGGGGGACGACAAAGCCACCAUCCCAGUAACAGACACUGAAUUCAGCCAGGCUGUCAAUCCCCAGAGCUUCUGCACAGGGGUCUCCCUGCAUCACCCUGCCCUCAUCCAAAACACAGGGCCCCUCAUCGACAUGUCUGACAUCCGACCUGGCACCAAUCCUGUGUCCAGGAAGAAUGUCAAGUCUGCCCAUAGCACCCGCAAUCGUUAUUCCAGUCAAUGGACACUGACCAAAUGCCAGGCUUCCACUCCUGCCCGCACUCUCACCUCUGACUGGCGUACUGUGGGAUCCCAACAUGGCAUCACUGUUACUGAAAGUGACAGCUAUAGUGCCAGUCUCUCCCAGGACACAGACAAAGGGCGGAACAGCAUGGUGUCCACAGAGAGUGCCUCCUCCACGUACGAGGAGCUGGCCCGAGCCUAUGAACAUGCCAAGCUGGAGGAGCAGCUGCAGCAUGCCAAGUUUGAGAUCACGGAGUGCUUCAUCUCAGACAGUUCCUCGGACCAGAUGACCACAGGCACCAACGAGAAUGCCGACAGCAUGACCUCCAUGAGCACCCCCUCUGAGCCGGGCAUCUGCCGCUUCACUGCCUCACCACCUAAGCCUCAGGACAGUGACCGGGGCAAGAAUGUGGCUGUGCCCAUCCCACACCGUGCCAACAAAAGUGAAUACUGCAACCUACCACUGUAUGUCAAGUCAGAUACCUUCUUCCGGAAGGCCGAUGGGCACGAGCCCUGCCCCGUGGUCCCUCCCCGUGAAGCCUCCAUCCGAAACAUGGCCCGGACCUACCACACCCAGGCGCGGCAUCUGACCCUGGACCCUGCCAGCAAGCCCCUGGGCCUCCCCCAUCCCGGGGCUCCAGCCUCCACAGCUACCUUACCUCAGAGGACUCUGGCCAUGCCGGGCCCACCCACCGGCGCCGCCCCCCCACCUCCAGCAGCCCCCACUGUCGAACCCCCUCCUGCAGCCGCCACCACUGCAACUGCUCCCCCAGCCCCCAGCACUGAGCCACCUCGGGCUGGCGGACCCCACACCAAAAUGGGAGGCUCGAGGGACUCACUUCUUGAGAUGAGCACGUCGGGGGUAGGGAGGUCUCAGAAGCAGGGAGCAGGAGCCUACUCGAAGUCUUACACCCUGGUGUAG
Molecule: messenger RNA, 6187 nt
Organism: Gracilinanus agilis (Agile Gracile Mouse Opossum)
Lineage: Eukaryota; Metazoa; Chordata; Mammalia; Didelphimorphia; Didelphidae
Gene: DSCAML1
Product: DS cell adhesion molecule like 1
Exons: 32
Coding region: 179-6187 (2002 amino acids)
Biological process (GO): homophilic cell-cell adhesion; axon guidance; dendrite self-avoidance
Cellular component (GO): axon; plasma membrane
Molecular function (GO): cell-cell adhesion mediator activity
Source: RefSeq, a predicted model, not a curated record